Echinococcus granulosus is the source of this 1074-nucleotide messenger RNA. RefSeq lists its product as hypothetical. Bases 1 to 1074 code for a protein of 357 amino acids. The transcript is spliced from 6 exons. The record is from RefSeq and is a predicted model, not a curated record. NCBI's taxonomy places the organism in Eukaryota, Metazoa, Platyhelminthes, Cestoda, Cyclophyllidea, Taeniidae.
AUGGCAUCAUUAAAAGUAGGCAAAUAUGCUGCUUCCUUUACAUUUUCAAAGUCGAAUGAUCGUAUUCGCAAAUUCUUCCAAUCAAAUCAACUCAUAGCCUUUUUUGCCUUUUCAUGUCAACUAGAACGCCACCUUGUCGUCUAUAGAGCGAAUCCGAACCGCAUAUAUACUUAUUUUGUUAAAAAUACCAAAAACUAUUCUCCAACUCGACUGAAUACGAAAUUUUCAAAAACUUUUUAUUCAAACAUACGCAUAAUAAGUGGUUAUUUUGCUCACAAGGGUCUUAGAAGGCAGGUUAUGCCUAUUAAAUAUUUAAAAUCUUUAAGCAAAAACGAUGUUAAAGUUCUUAUGUACGCAAAUGUUACCUUUGAGUGUGGGAAAAUUCUAAGCAUGAUUAUUAUUUCAUCAGAAAGGAAUUUUAAUUUACUCUUGAGCAUUCUGAAUGACCAAGUAGCUGAAAUGAAUCAACUCGUACUUCAGUGUACCAGUUAUUGUUGCGACCAAAUCCAUAAUCAUUUAAUAUUAUAUCCAAGAAGGAAAAAAAUAAAUGAGCAAAAUUGCAAUGUAUUUAUCCUACGCUUACUUUGUAUACUAUUGUGCUUAUAUCUUUGGAACUUCUUAGUAGGUCGAAUAAAACGCUUACUUUCUGUUCAGCUGUCAUUGAAUGAAUGGACCAAAAACAACCCACAACCGAUCGUUUACAUUUUACCUUCAAAUGGCAAGGUUAACCCCCUACUCCAGUUUAAUGACUUCAGUUGUGUACACAAUACGGAUAGUCUUGCUCCUGAUGUGAUUCCACAACGAUUUAUGUUUGUACAUCGUGUUCUCAUUACAUUUUACUACCUCCCCUCUCCACCAUCCAAUCAUUCUUGGUUGAACAUGUCAAUGUGGAUGUGGCCAAAGUCCACUAAGGCGUGUAUUUACUCAGUGCUGUUCCCUCAACUCAUUGAAUUGGGGGCGCAAUCACUUCUGUGCACAGCAGCAGCCUCAUUCAGUUUGCAAGUGAUUCAUAUCACCAAGGCAUCAUUUGUACUUCUUCAAUCAGUUGCUACAGUAAAAGCUUCUAUCAAAUAA